Messenger RNA from Phialemonium atrogriseum, 1203 nucleotides. RefSeq lists its product as uncharacterized. The transcript has a single exon. Bases 316 to 930 code for a protein of 204 amino acids. The record is from RefSeq and is a predicted model, not a curated record. Lineage: Eukaryota; Fungi; Ascomycota; Sordariomycetes; Cephalothecales; Cephalothecaceae.
AGCUGUUAGCUUGCGGGAGAUCUGAUAAACACGUUAUGUGGUGGUGGAUGACGUCGACGGAACGCUAGGAGACGGGAUCCCUCGGAGACCCCGACCUCCACAUAUCUGCAGACUUACACACCACUACGAAUAGGUGCGGCGCAAGACAUGUACCUCAAUAUAGGGUGUUUGUCUCUGGAUCUGGAUCUACUAGGGAAUGUGGGCAGACGGACUCACUAGCUCAUCCAAGACAAAUACCUUACUUACCAUGUCCAUCCCAACUUUUUCCCCAUCACCCACCACAGUCCAGCCAGCGUCGUAAGCUCCCUCCCGACGAUGACGAUCAAGGACCGCUGGAACCGCUUCAUCUCGCGCAGGUCCCUAUCCUCCGCACCCUCCCCGACCGCGGGCGCCCCCCCAACCGGUACCACAGCCAGACCCGCGACCUCGGCGCCCGCCGUAGCCACCAGCACUACUGCCACCACUACAACCGCGACCGCCAACGGCGGCAACGGCAGCGACCCCGCCAGGCCGCCGCCGCCGUCGUCUCCGGGCCUGCUCGCCAAGACACUCGGCUGGCGGCCGCACCACCACCACCAGCACCAACCCCGGGCGGGGAAGGACAAGAAGGGAGAGGACGGCGACGGGCGGCGGGACGACAAAAACAGCAGGAGCAGAAGCAAAAACAAAAGCAAGAUCAAAAGCAAAAACAGAGAAAGCAAGCUGCACCCCAGCGAGCGGCCCCUGUCCGAUACGAGGCUGCGCCACCAGGAGAUGCUCGGCGACUUCACCAUGGAGUUUGGCCGGGGCCGCCGCCGGGGGCGAGGGACGGGCGGCCGGGCGGGGGCGCCGCCGGCGGUGGAUAGCGUCAGCCCUCAGGGCUCGAGGCGGGCGAGUGCGGGGUGGGAGGAUGCUGUUGCCGUUGCCAGGGGUGAGGCGGGCGGGGGGUGAUGGGUGACGGUUUCACGGGGGAGAUCAUGGAGGUUUGGGGAAAUUGGGCGUUUGUCUCGGUGGCGUUGGAGGGGGGGAAGGGAGGAGGCCAAGAGAAAUAAGAUGUGGGUUUGCUUGCUUGGCUUCCCACUUGACCAAUUGGCCUUGGGAAUAUAAACAAACGGAAAAUAAAGGGUAGCUGCCAGGUAGGGUUCAUAGGUUUGGGCAGCAUUUGACAUUCCAUAGCGAGCAUUUAGGUGGCUGGAAAGGGUUAGAGGGAAGUUGGCUUUUAAG